UUUUUCAAAUAGAAAAAAAUAAAAAAAAUUCUAAGAAACCGGUUCACGGUUUCAGAGUUAAUGAUGGUCUUAGUUUGAAGGACAGUAUGAGAAUGGACUAUAUUAUAACAUACCCUGGACUUAUAUUUGGACUGAAGGAGAAUAGACUAUAGUUUAGAAUGAAGACAGUAUAUUUGCGUACCAUAUGCCCAUUCAUCAGGCCCAAAUAAUAAUUAUACGGGAAUCUGUAUAUUAGGGUUUGCGUAGCUUCUUUUAAUUUUCUCUCACUGUGCCGUCUGAAGAGAACAUAGAUCAGACGGAAAUGGAGAAAGGCAAGGGAAGAAAGGAGGAGAUUGUUACCAGGGAGUACACUAUCAACCUCUACAGGCGCCUGCAUAGUUGCACCUUCAAGAAGAAGGCACCCAAUGCCAUCAAAGAGAUUAGGAAGUUUGCGUUGAAAGCAAUGGGAACAAAGGACGUUAGAGUGGAUGUUAAGCUGAACAAGCAGAUAUGGAGCAGAGGAAUCCGUGGUCCUCCUAGGAGAGUCAGAGUUCAUGUUGCACGUAAGAGAAAUGAUGAUGAAGACGCCAAGGAGGAGUUUUACUCUCUUGUCACUGUCGCUGAGAUUCCUGCUGAAGGAUUGUCUGGUCUGGGCACCAAGGUCAUCGAUGAAGACGAGUGAAAAAAAUGGUAGUUUUAUUUACUCAUAAACCCUCUUAUCAUUGCAACAUUUAAUUUUUGUUUGUUAAAUCGUUAGAUGAAAGACAUAAGACUUUGCUUGUUUUUGAUCACUUACCUAUUUUGGUAAUUUAUAUCUUAUAUUAUAAGUUCCAGGGA
Molecule: messenger RNA, 816 nt
Organism: Brassica napus (rape)
Lineage: Eukaryota; Viridiplantae; Streptophyta; Magnoliopsida; Brassicales; Brassicaceae
Product: 60S ribosomal protein L31-1-like
Exons: 2
Coding region: 302-661 (119 amino acids)
Biological process (GO): cytoplasmic translation
Cellular component (GO): ribosome; cytosolic large ribosomal subunit
Molecular function (GO): structural constituent of ribosome
Source: RefSeq, a predicted model, not a curated record